GUCAGUGCGGAAUCCUAAACCAGCCCAAUUUACAUCCAUUCAUGAAUCUGUGACGUCAGCAAGCCUUCGGGCUCCUUUGCGGUGGGCUGGAGGAUUGUGUGGGUGGAAUCCCCCUCCCCCUUAUUUUUCUAAUUCUGCAAGGUUUUAAAUUAAACCUUCCAUCUUUUUAAAGCAAGAAAAUGGAACUGCAUGUGUAGGAAUUCUUCAUUGUUGUAUUAUUUCUUAAGGAUAUGGGGGAGAGAAACAUUUAGAAGAUGCCAUCUUUACCCCUAAGGAAUCUAGAAGGUUUUGGAGCCCUCUCUUACAUCAGAGCUCUAUUCACAUAGCCCUCUGAGUGUCAUCUCAGGACCUUGGGCACACUCAUGGCACGAUGGCCGACCCUCAGGAGUACCGGAGCUGCUCCUCUUCCCCACACUUACCCUUGAGUGAAAACAAAACCUCCAAUGGACUACAAGAUGAACUUGCACCAAUUGGGAGCCACCCUUCACCCAAGCUCCUUAAGGACCAGCAGGAAAAAGGGGUGGUGCAAACAGAGCUAACUGAGGCCAUGAACAGCCCCAUCACCACAACUGUGUUGACAAGCGUAAGCGAGGAUUCCAGGGACCAGUUUGAGAACAGCGUCCUUCAGCUAAGGGAGCAGGAUGAAUCAGAGAUGGCCGUGUCUCAGGGGAACAGCAACACUGUGGAUGGAGGGAGCAUGAGUGGAACUGAAGACAUCAAGAUUCAGUUCAGCAGGUCGGGCAGCGGCAGUGGCGGGUUUCUUGAAGGACUAUUUGGAUGCUUAAGGCCCGUGUGGAAUAUCAUUGGGAAGGCGUAUUCCACUGACUACAAAUUACAGCAGCAAGAUACUUGGGAAGUGCCAUUUGAGGAGAUCUCAGAGCUGCAGUGGCUGGGUAGUGGAGCCCAAGGAGCUGUCUUCCUGGGCAAGUUCCGAGCGGAGGAGGUGGCCAUCAAGAAAGUAAGAGAACAGAAUGAGACGGAUAUCAAGCAUUUGAGGAAGUUGAAGCACCCUAACAUCAUCGCUUUCAAGGGUGUUUGUACGCAGGCCCCAUGUUAUUGCAUCAUCAUGGAAUACUGUGCCCAUGGACAGCUCUACGAGGUUUUGCGAGCUGGCAGGAAGAUCACACCACGAUUGCUAGUAGACUGGUCCACAGGAAUUGCAAGUGGCAUGAAUUAUUUGCACCUUCAUAAAAUUAUUCAUCGUGACCUCAAAUCACCUAAUGUUUUAGUGACUCACACAGAUGCAGUAAAAAUUUCAGAUUUUGGUACAUCUAAGGAACUCAGCGAUAAAAGCACCAAGAUGUCCUUCGCUGGCACAGUGGCAUGGAUGGCGCCAGAGGUGAUACGGAACGAACCUGUCUCUGAAAAAGUCGAUAUAUGGUCUUUUGGAGUAGUGCUUUGGGAGCUGCUCACGGGCGAGAUCCCUUACAAAGAUGUAGACUCUUCAGCCAUCAUUUGGGGGGUUGGAAGCAAUAGCCUACACCUUCCAGUUCCUUCCACUUGCCCUGAUGGGUUCAAAAUCCUUAUGAAACAGACAUGGCAAAGUAAACCUCGCAACCGACCUUCUUUUCGGCAGACACUCAUGCAUUUAGACAUUGCGUCUGCAGAUGUUCUUGCCACCCCACAAGAAACUUAUUUUAAGUCUCAGGCUGAAUGGAGAGAAGAAGUGAAAAAACACUUUGAGAAAAUCAAAAGCGAAGGAACUUGUAUCCACCGAUUAGAUGAAGAACUGAUUAGAAGGCGCAGAGAAGAGCUCAGGCAUGCUUUGGAUAUCCGUGAACACUAUGAGAGAAAACUGGAGCGGGCUAACAAUCUAUACAUGGAACUGAGUGCCAUCAUGCUGCAGCUGGAAAUGCGGGAGAAAGAGCUCAUUAAACGUGAGCAAGCUGUGGAAAAGAAGUACCCUGGGACCUACAAACGACACCCUGUCCGACCAAUAAUCCACCCCAAUGCCAUGGAGAAGCUCAUGAAAAGGAAAGGGGUGCCUCACAAACCUGGGAUGCAGGCCAAACGGCCAGAUCUGUUGAGAUCUGAAGGCAUCCCCAGCACGGAGGUGGCUCCCGCUGCAUCCCCUUUGUCCGGAAGUCCCAAAAUGUCCACCUCAAGCAGCAAGAGCCGGUAUCGGAGCAAACCACGCCACCGCCGAGGGAGUAGCAGAGGCAGCCAUAGUGACUUUGCAGCAAUCUUGAAAAACCAGCCCGCCCAGGAAAAUUCACCCCACCCCACUUACUUACACCAAACUCAAUCCCAAUACCCUUCCUUGCAGCAACAAUACCAGCACCCCGCUCCUGCCGUGUCUCAGAGUCACCAUCCCAGGCUCAAUAUGCACGGACAGGACAUUGCAACAUGCACCAACAACCUGAGGUACUUUGGCCCAGCAGCAGCCCUGCGGAGCCCACUCAGCAACCAUGCUCAGAGACAGAUGCCUGGCUCUAGCCCUGACCUCAUCUCCACAGCCGUGGCCGCAGAUUGCUGGAGAAGUUCUGAGCCUGACAAGGGCCAGGCCGGCCCGUGGGGCUGUUGUCAGGCUGACCCUUAUGACCCCUGCCGCCAGUGCAGACCAGAACAGUGUGGGUCCUUAGACGGUCCCCCUGCUGAGCCAGCGGGGAGCAGCCCCGACCUUUUCAAGUCACCAGCACACAAUCUCCUCUCAGACAGUGCCCAAGGUUCUGAGAAAAUGGAAGAAACUGAAUUCAGCAGCUGUAGGUCUGCCUCAUCUCUUGGCGUCCCUCAUCACAUCACCCCCCCAGUGCUACCUCGAAAAACAAGGCCCCUCCAAAAGAGUGGAGAUGACUCCUCAGAAGAGGAAGAAGGAGAAGUAGAUAGUGAAGUUGAAUUUCCACGAAGACCAAGACCCCAUCGCUGCAUCAGCAGCUGCCAGUCAUAUUCCACCUUUAGCUCUGAGAAUUUCUCUGUGUCUGAUGGAGAGGAGGGGAACACCAGUGACCACUCAAACAGUCCUGAUGAGUUAGCUGAUAAACUUGAAGACCGCCUGGCAGAGAAGCUAGAUGACCUGCUGUCCCAGACGCCGGAGAUCCCCAUCGAGAUAUCCUCGCAUUCAGACGGACUGUCUGACAAGGAGUGUGCCGUGCGCCGCGUGAAGACGCAGAUGUCUUUGGGCAAGCUGUGUGCGGAGGAACGUGGCUAUGAGAAUCCUAUGCAGUUUGAAGAAUCGGACUGUGACUCUUCAGAUGGGGAGUGUUCUGAUGCCACAGUUAGGACCAAUAAACACUACAGCUCUGCUACUUGGUAAUGAGAGAAUACCCAUCCUGAAGAUCUCAUGACUGUACCGGCAUUUCAAAUCCAUCCCACCCCCAGACUCUUCCCACUCUCUCCCCACUUUUUUUGUCUGGGAAGAGAGCUGCCCCAUCUUUCUUACCCCUAGAAAUGAGCUGCAAUAACAGGACCAUGAGACUUCACAAAUCUCUGGAAAAAAUAUCCAAAUGAAAUUAAGUCUCACUGAACAUUUCAAUCAAGAAUGGCAGGGAUCUAUUUUACUGAAUAUUCUAGCUACUGUAACAUUGAUAUUUAUUUUUGUUUGACAUUUUAACACUUUGUACUGUAAAGAGUGAACUAUAUGUGAUAUAUAAAGAGACACAAUAAUUUCUUGAAAAAAAGAGAGAAAGUAAGAAAGAAAGAAGUGGAAUAUAGGAGCAACAUUCUUGGGAAUUUGUGGGGCCAGAAGGUAUUAUUGCUACUUGAACAGGGGACCAGUUCUUUUGUCCAUAAGGGACUGAAGAAGAGCCAGAGCAAGACAUGUUGAGCCUUUUAGAAAACAAAGAACAGCAAAAGGAAAGCAAUUCCAGGUAACUUGUGAACAGACUGCAUUAAAUUCAACCAGCUUGUCCAGAUGGGUGAUGGAAAUGACCUAGAAACGUUUGAUGACAAGAUCCUUGCACCCAAGAUCUUUGAGGGCAUGUGCUUCCUCUAGGAGGAAAAAGAAAACUGUAUAUGUGGGAGCUGGUUUCUUUUUUUUUUUUUUUUAAUUUUAAGCAGCAUUUGGUAGUGAGACUUACAGAUAGAGUCAAACCUUGUCCUCGACAAAUAUUUCCCUUUUUAAUGCUGUCAUUGUCAUGACCUUGACCAUGUGUUACCUUGACCAAUGUGCCAUUUUCUUGUAGCUUAUUUCAUUUCCACCUGUGGACCAGUUUCUUUAGGGAAAACGGGGUGGGGGAGCUGAGGAGGAGAGAAAAAUAAGAGAAAAAAGAAAUUGACGACUGUGUUAGAAAAGCAAAUGUGGAAUUUGUACAAGUGCUUUGUCAGAAUGUCUUAGUUCAGCUACAUGGAGAAGAUGGGAUCACCCCUCUCUGGAACCAGGUUGCUUGUCUACUAGAGUGAUACUGAUUCAAACAGGAGAACAGACUUUGAAGGCAGCUAGGAUGUGCGUGAGUUGGUCCAAUGUCCAAUCCCAAGCCACCCCCUUGUUUUCAUUAACUCAUUCUAUCCUGGAAGCUUUAGCGACUGGCUACCAGUAUCAGAAAAAAAGGCCAAAUAAGCAACUUGCAAAAGGUACCCCAUCUCCCACUUUUGUUAAAUGCUAUUUGUAAAAUGUAUUUUACUUCACUUUGGAUCGGUGCGGUUUUGAAUAAUUCGAUUCGGAAAUUUGUGAAAAAAACAACUGAUGCUGAGCAGCAAUUGGGAAGGUUUUACAUUGUCCAAAGCAUGAGGUCCUUCCUGUCUCCAGAGUCAUGGGCUCUGAAGAGCAUCCCAGGUUACUUCAUGGUGCCUCGGCUAUAAGGAAAUUUUUGUCUAGAAUUUUAUAGAAAAACAGCUGUUGGCCUAGUUCCUGUCUCUGUCUCCAAGAUAGGUUACUGUCAAACAACCUCUCUAGGCUCAAGACCUGAAGAAGAUAGAUGGCCAGACUCAUUAAUAAUUCAUCACAUUGGACACGAGGAAAGACUUACAUAAACAUGUAUUAUAGUAAACCAUUUCCAAUGCAGAUGAAAACAUUGCCCUCCUCUGGGCUUCAGUGAUUGCAUCAGCCAAAAAAGAAAGCCUGGAGGGAAUUUAGAACAGUUCCUUUUGCUUGUUAGAUCCCUCCAUUUGUUUACAAUUUAUGUUGAGAUAUUGAUUUAAAAUUUAGUGUCUAUAAUUUAUAGCUUAGGCAAGAUGAAGAAAAAUGUUUAACUUAUACAGAGAGCAGUAUUGUUUGCGUUAAAUUAUUCCAUUUUGUAUAAAUUCUGUAGCUGGACUACAUGAAAGAUCUUAAGUUAUGGCAUUAUUAUCAUUGUUAUUUUAUUUUAUAAUAAUUAUUAUCAUUCUCAUUUUCUGUCGAUCAGAAAGUGUGGUUUACGGUAUAGCACAAUGAUUGUGUUUAUUGCUAACCAUGAAUUAUUAUGAAUUUUUAUGAUUUUCAUGAAGGAAUGAAAAUGGAACUGCCAUUUGGAAGCUCUCCAGUAUUCAUCUUAGGUGCAUUCCCUCAUUUUCUGUGAACAACAACAAUCAUCUGAGGAUGCGUUUUCUGCCCUGGAGCCCAACGCAUACAUUGUGAUUUUGACUUGAUCAUGAACGCUCCUGGGUGGGCAGGUGACUGAGUGGAUGGACAAACAGUUCAAAAGCUGUAAACUUUCUCAAGUUUCUUAAGAAAUAAAAUCAUGAGACUACAUUAGAAGCAAAAAGAGAGUUAUUUAAUGCCCUAAGAGGAAUGGACCUAGAGAGUUUCUGCAUGGGACCUGUGGGUUAGACAGUUCCUGCCAGGUCCCACAAAAUCAACCUGUUUUCUCCUAGUUGGGAGUAGCACGUAAACUAAAAAAAAAUGAAAA
Messenger RNA from Hipposideros armiger (great roundleaf bat), 5762 nucleotides. It is a transcript of the gene MAP3K13, whose product is annotated as mitogen-activated protein kinase kinase kinase 13. Gene Ontology annotation, cellular component: cytoplasm. Gene Ontology annotation, molecular function: ATP binding; protein homodimerization activity; MAP kinase kinase kinase activity. Lineage: Eukaryota; Metazoa; Chordata; Mammalia; Chiroptera; Hipposideridae. Gene Ontology annotation, biological process: protein autophosphorylation; JNK cascade. The transcript has 15 exons. The record is from RefSeq and is a predicted model, not a curated record. The coding region runs from base 371 to 3253 and encodes 960 amino acids.